CAGUGCGAUCAUUACAAUGCGCAAAGAUAUUAUUUUCUCAGAUAUUUCUUAUCGAUGACCGGCGACAGCAUAUAAUGAGAAUCAUAUUAUUUUAUUAAAGCAGUUCGCGCAAGGCAUUGAAGUAGUUUAUAGGCAGUUUACUUUAUAUUCCGUUAAAAUGUUACGUUAUUUAAUAGUUUUUAUUAUUUUUGGCGGGUUUUUUGUGUCCAGUAUGACUAUUGUUAAGCCUGGACCGAUGUAUCCACCGACCAAAGGGGAGGUUUGGCCAAAACCGCAACAACAAACAAAACAUGAAUAUUAUUAUACUUUUGAUGCAGCGGAAUUUAAAGUUAAGGUAACAGACCAUACUUGUCCAACCCUCGACUCAUCAUCGGAAAGGUACAACUUCGUGCUACGAGACAUGAAACGUAUCGCUCAUCGCACGCGCAUUAGCCUGAGGAAACGGAACGUUAGGGACGCGGAACACAAUGACAAACAUUUAGGAAAGAUAGUGCGACUGGACCUGAAACUGACGUCGCCAUGCGAAGAGUAUCCUUACUUUGGAAUGGAUGAGAGCUAUAAUCUCACAAUUGCAACACAGUCUCUGCUAGUCAGUAACUCAGUAUGGGGAAUUUUGCGAGGAAUGGAAACUUUCUCGCAACUAUUCUACUUGGCAGAUGUCAACUAUGAGGUGCGAAUUAACAAAACCGAGAUCUACGACUACCCGCGUUACGCUCACCGCGGCUUACUUAUAGACACCUCGCGCCAUUACCUGUCUUUAACGAAAAUACAGAAGACUUUGGACGCUAUGGCUAUGAACAAAAUGAACGUAUUGCAUUGGCACAUUGUGGAUGAUCAGAGCUUCCCGUAUAAGAGCGACAAGUUCCCAGAUUUGAGCCGUAUGGGUGCGUACCACCCGUCAAUGGUCUACGACAAACAGGCCAUCGAGGGAGUCAUCAACUACGCAAAGAACCGCGGCAUCCGCGUCAUACCUGAAUUCGACGUUCCCGGUCACACUAGCUCAUGGGGUGUAGCAUACCCGAACAUCCUGACGCGUUGCUACCAAAACGGCCAGUACUUGGGCCUGGGUCCCAUGAACCCGAUACACAACGUGACGUACAAGCUCCUGCAGGACCUGUUCCGCGAGGUGCAGGAACGGUUCCCAGACAAAUACUUCCACGUGGGAGGUGAUGAAGUUGAGCUGGAUUGCUGGGAAUCGAAUACGGAGCUGCGUGAAUACAUGACACAACACGACAUGACGUCGGCAACCCAACUCCAUUCCCUGUUCAUGGCAAACGUUAUCCCUCUCCUUGGUAACAACGCUAAAGCUAUCGUGUGGCAGGAAGUAUACGACGAGGACGUCACCCUCUCCAACGGCACGCUGAUACACGUGUGGAAAGACAACGACAUUAACGAAAUGAUUUCUAUCCUAAGAGACGGACACCAACUCAUAUACUCAUCGGCAUGGUACCUCGACCACCUGAAGAGUGGUGGCGACUGGGCAGACUUCUACCAGGCCGACCCCCGGCAAAUGGUCAGGCGGUACGACAACGACGUUAAAGUUGAGAACAUCGUCGGUGGCGAAGCUUGUAUGUGGGGGGAAGUCGUUAAUGACUUUAAUAUAAUAAGCAGGGUCUGGCCCAGAGCGAGUGCAGUUGCUGAGAAGUUGUGGAGUGCAGAGAUUAACAGCGUCCACGAGGGCUUCUAUGACUACAGGGUGCCGAAUGAUGUCUACUCUAGACUGGAGGAGCAUACAUGUAGGAUGAACCGACGAGGGAUACACGCCCAGCCCCCCAGCGGACCUGGAUUCUGUCUAGGCUCGGUUUAAGAACUAAAUCUAUAUCCAGUCUCAAGUUGUUAAUUUUGAAAGAUACUUUGUCCGUGUAUAAUAUUUGAAAUAUUAUGCCCAUGUCAUAUGUAUUUAAAGGUUUUUCUUCAUGUGUUUUGGCACAAAAUAGUCUAAAGUAACUACUUUCCAUCGAUAGGCAUAAGUUGUCAAAUUAAGAAAAAAAAUGUUUUCUCUGAAAUCAAAUAUAUUUCUAUAUUUGAGGUAAUAUUUAUUGUAUAAACUUAAUUUAAUAAGACCUUGUCUUGCGGGAAAUUAAUUUAAAUUUAACGGUCAAUAUUUACAAUUUUGACGGUUAUUUGCGUCCCUACUAUGAAGUUAAUGCCAUAUUUUAGCGUAGGUAACAAAGCCCUUUCAUUGUAGCACAAUACACGUAAACAUAGAUACUAGAGAAAUGAGGAAUUACUUACUUUUCACUUUUUAUAUGUUGCAUAUCUAUAUAUUUUAUGAAUUGUUUGUAGUUUUUAUUUUUAAGAAUUGUUUGUACAUUUUUCUUAUAAGAAUUACGUACCAUUAAAUGUUUUAUGUAAUC
This is a messenger RNA of Manduca sexta (tobacco hornworm), 2357 nucleotides long. It is a transcript of the gene GlcNAcase3, whose product is annotated as beta-hexosaminidase subunit beta. Gene Ontology annotation, cellular component: membrane. The record is from RefSeq and is a predicted model, not a curated record. Lineage: Eukaryota; Metazoa; Arthropoda; Insecta; Lepidoptera; Sphingidae. Gene Ontology annotation, biological process: glycosaminoglycan metabolic process; ganglioside catabolic process; carbohydrate metabolic process. The transcript has 10 exons. The coding region runs from base 158 to 1807 and encodes 549 amino acids. Gene Ontology annotation, molecular function: beta-N-acetylhexosaminidase activity.